AUGGCUUUGGUCAACCGGGCUAGUUUACAGACACAUUGCCAGAUGUGCCACGAGCCGAUUGAACCCGCGCCGUCUGGCUUGCAACUCACGCAAUUAACCAUUCAGCCACCCGCCCGUCCCAACGUCGGAGUCGGCAAAGGUUAUGUUGAACUGUGCAAGACAAUCAGGAAGAAAACAAGACAAAAUCUGAGAGAAGCAAACACCAAGAGAAUCAGAGAAGCAGUUGAAAGUGGCAAAGGGUUGAAAAAGAGCACAACAGGAGAUGGAAAGAAGGCUCUGAUUCAAGCACUGAAGGAGAAGGAUGGAAAGGUAAUAACAGACAGAAAAAGAAUCCUCGAGAGAUGUGCAGAAUUCUAUCAGGCACUGUACGAAGAUCACUCCCAAAACAUUCAGUUGAGACCAGCAGAAGAGACUCCAGUAAUCAUGAAAUGUGAAGUGGAGAAGGCAAUCCAUCAGAUGAAAAACGGAAAAUCACCAGGUGAAGAUCUUGUGGUGAUAGAGAUGAUAAAGGCCGGAGGUGACAUCCUAAUGGAAAAACUUCAGCAUCUUUACAACAAAGCCAUUGAGACGGAAAAAGUGCCAAAAGAGUGGAGGAACGCCAUCAUUAUUCUACUCUUCAAGAAGGGAGACAAGAAAGAUCUUGCAAACUACCGCCCCAUCAGUGUUGAGGUCAAUCAAAGAAUCAAUGUCGGAUGGAGAAGAUUCGAGCAAUACAGUCACUUUCUAAAGGAGAAGAACAUCCCAAACAGUUUGAAGAGGAAAAUAAUGGACACUGUCAUUUUACCAUCUAUGACCAGAAACAUGGGCACAAAACAAUCAAGGGAAGCUGGCAGUCACACAAAGGAGCAUGGAGAGGGCAUACUAAAUAUCAGGCUAAAAGACAAGAUCAGGAAUGAAGUAAUCAGAGAGAGAACCAGGGUGAAAGAUGUCAUCCAAACAGCAAAAGAAAUGAAAGGCAGAUGGGCAGAAUGA
Messenger RNA from Xenia sp. Carnegie-2017, 972 nucleotides. RefSeq lists its product as uncharacterized. NCBI's taxonomy places the organism in Eukaryota, Metazoa, Cnidaria, Anthozoa, Malacalcyonacea, Xeniidae. The record is from RefSeq and is a predicted model, not a curated record. The coding region runs from base 1 to 972 and encodes 323 amino acids. The transcript has 2 exons.